Messenger RNA from Coccidioides immitis RS, 3005 nucleotides. Its product is annotated as siderophore iron transporter. Lineage: Eukaryota; Fungi; Ascomycota; Eurotiomycetes; Onygenales; Onygenaceae. The record is from RefSeq and is a predicted model, not a curated record. The coding region runs from base 1019 to 2785 and encodes 588 amino acids. The transcript has 3 exons. Gene Ontology annotation, molecular function: transmembrane transporter activity. Gene Ontology annotation, biological process: transmembrane transport.
UUUCAUCUUGAUAGAAAGGUGUUAUUAAUGAAUCUAUGGGGAAAAUAGACAAAUAUUUUCCAGAGGUAGAAUCCGCCACUUGGAUCAAAUGUGCUUCUCGAUAUAGCCAACGCAGCGCUAAGGAAAAGGGAAAUGACCGCUGGAUAUAUACCGGGGAACUUUCCUCGUUGUCUCGGAAAAAUUGGGUUUCAAGCAAGGAGAAAGGAAACACGGAACCGAACGGCCUUCUCCGCCCACGAGAGCCAAGAAUUUCCCAUGCCCGGUUCUGGCGCCAGAGCCAUGCCCUCGGCUGUCAUUUUUGAACGUCAUUUUUCAACGUCAUUUUCCCUUUUUCCAAACAGGGAAUUACGGCUUCUUAUCGGACAGAAUAUUUCCCUCACAUGGUUUCUCUUCGAUUUCGUCUAACUGUGCAAGUUUAACAGGCGAAUAAUCGGAUGCAAGCGGCACUUCCGAUUGUGUGGACUGUCGAAGUCCGAAGAACGGUAGUAUUAAAGUUAUCUGAUCGCGGGUCCGUCACAUGGCCUCUCGCGUUCUCCCUCGCUGAUUGACAGGAGUUUGUCGGGUUUUGAUCGACCUAGCCCAAUAAGGAAUAGUGGCUCCAGGCCGCCGACCACCAGGGUUGAUUCGACCAACCGCAUUGGCUAGGUCGGAUCAGAUAAUUUUAACCGAGCUAUCCCGCGCAUUGGAUCAGAUAAGAUAAUUAUCCGGGACUGCUUGUUUUCCAGUUGGAUGGCCGGCAACGAGGUCCCUCCCAUCGGACGAUGCGUGGGGGUUCCGGCUCAGGUUCAAGACAAUAGUUCCAGUAUCCAUGGCGAGAAAAAAUUUUGGCCUUCUGCUCUUCAAGAAUCUAGCUGGCUCGGCCGAUGAUCGGUGUCCCACUGGCUCUUGUAUGAUAUGAAAGAAAAAUCAUUUCAACCUCUUGAAUUUUAUCUCCCUGCAUUACUUUUCAUCGUCCUUCGUCGAGAGAGUGUCUUCAAUAUCUUGCUUUCAAUUGAUUGAAGCCUAUUGAUCAUUGAGGAUGAGGAGCCCCUUCGGCGGAAGUAACAGAGCAGCUGAAGCUGGCACAGAGAAAUACCAACCAGACAUCGAAGCUUCCGACCGUGAGAAUGAUAAUAGUGACGGCAUCAGAAGUCCCACUGAAGCGGAGGAUGUCUCGAAGGAGGUUCAAGAUGGUGUGCGUAACAUGGAGGCUGCCACAUCAGUGUGGACAAAGUGGCAUCUAAUUGCAGCAUAUGUGAACAUUUGGCUCAUCUAUUUCGUCACCUCGAUGCAAGAAGUCGUUUUACGCUCCCUGAACCCCUAUGUGACCAGCUCCUUUUCACUCCAUUCAUUGACGGCGGCGACUACCGUCAUGUCGAGCAUCAUCGGAGGGCUGAGUAAAAUCCCUCUAGCCAAAAUAUUGGACACAUGGGGCAGACCCCAAGGGUUGGCUCUCACUCUCUUCAUUUGGGUUAUCGGGUACAUCAUGAUGGCAGCAUGCAAAAACGUCCAGACGUAUGCUGCUGCGCAAGUCUUUUCCGCCGUGGGAUCUCAGGGAGUCAGCUAUUGUAUGACCGUUUUUAUCGCCGACACCUCCUCCCUGAAGAACCGUUCGCUGAUGCUCGCGUUCGCUACCUCACCCUACGUUGCAACCACCUGGGUCGGCGGGCCGAUAUCCAAAAGUAUUAUCGAGGUGGCCGGCUGGCGCUGGGGCUUCGGUAUAUUCAGCAUCGUGGUUCCCGUGGUUGUCUCGCCUCUGUGCCUCAUUUUCCUUUUGAAUCACCGUAAAGCAAAGAAGGCUGGGAUAGUAUCCACCCCAGGCUCCGGUCGGAAAUUGAACCUCCAAAAUAUCAAGAAAUACGCCAUUGACGUCGAUCUUGUUGGAGUCAUUAUCUUGGCUAGCGGUAUGGCGCUGUUCCUCUUGCCAUUUAGUCUCUGGUCUUUUCAGGCAGAGAAGUGGAAGGCCCCCAUGAUUAUUUGCAUGAUCAUUUUUGGCGGCCUUCUGCUGAUAUUUUUCACAAUUUAUGAAAAAUAUCUCGCCAGGGUGACAUUUAUCCCCUUUAACCUUCUUAUGGACCGUACUGUUUUCUUCGCAGCCGUCUAUUUCUUCUUUGUCUUCUUCUGUGGUGCGGUCUGGGGCGGGUAUUUCUUCUCGAUGUUGCAGGUGGUGUGGGAGCUGGACAUCACCAAUGCAACUUAUGUUAGCAACAUUUAUCGUGUGGGCUCUUGUCUGUGGGCACUGGUGGUCGGUGUCCUAAUCCGCUGGACCGGUAGAUUUAAAUGGCUUGCGGUCUAUUUCGCGGUGCCUUUGAUGAUGCUUGGCGUCGGCCUCAUGAUUCACUUCCGCCAGCCAGGCGUAAACAUCGGAUACAUCGUCAUGACGCAGAUCUUCGUUGCCUUCGCCGGCGGUACGUGCGUCAUCACAGGCGAGAUGGCCAUGAUGGCGCCCUCAGACCACCAACACAUUGCCGUCAUAAUCGCGAUCCUCAACUUAUUCUCGAGCAUCGGCGGUGCCGUGGGAGGAACCGUGUCCACAGCUAUCUGGACCAGUCAGUUCCCGGCCGCACUCCACAAACAUCUUCCCCCGGGAACAGAUGUAAGCCGCAUUUAUGCCUCGAUUAUCACACAGCUGUCAUAUAAGCCUGGAACGGCCAUCCGAGACGGAAUUAGUAGAGCAUAUGGUGAUGCUCAACGCUACAUGCUCAUCACGAGCGUGUGUCUUCUUGCAGGUGCCUUGAUCUGCGCUGCAGCCUGGAGAGACAUUAAACUCAAGGAUAUAAAACAGGUAAAGGGAAGAGUGGUGUAAAGGAGAGUUGGGAUGACCAGAGUAACAACGAAAGAAAAGACUCCAACGUGGAUUCCACGAUUCGCUUCGGACUGUGGUGUGAGUCUGGAGUUCGUUUGAGAUUAACACCAAGAUCGGCGCGUGAACUUACUGAUGGUCAGGUUGCGACAGGAACCAAGAGGAUGUAAAUCUCAACAUUUAAACCUGAUAGCAGACAAUGAAGUUUUAAAUACCUAGACAU